Notolabrus celidotus (New Zealand spotty) is the source of this 7239-nucleotide messenger RNA. It is a transcript of the gene man2a2, whose product is annotated as mannosidase, alpha, class 2A, member 2. Gene Ontology annotation, cellular component: Golgi membrane. Gene Ontology annotation, molecular function: alpha-mannosidase activity; carbohydrate binding. The transcript has 23 exons. The record is from RefSeq and is a predicted model, not a curated record. NCBI's taxonomy places the organism in Eukaryota, Metazoa, Chordata, Actinopteri, Labriformes, Labridae. Bases 921 to 4379 code for a protein of 1152 amino acids. Gene Ontology annotation, biological process: mannose metabolic process; protein deglycosylation; N-glycan processing.
CGGCAGCAGCUCUGCUGUGGUGUUAGCUGUUAAGCUAGCUCUGGUUCAGUUGGUGAUCUGACAGCCUGGAGCUAAAGGCACGCACACCGCCGGGGCUCUCUUCCGGAUUAUUCUCCUUUGACAGCUGAAGAAGACCCUCUGAUGUGAUUUCAACUUGCACUGCCCAUGCUGCCACAGUGGGUCUGCUGUCACCAUGCUACAGAGAGAAGAAUGACAUUUGUCUCAUUUUAAUUCCUGGAGCUGCUUCGGACAGAGUCGAGGCCUGCAUAAAAAGCUGCUGCUCUAAGCCAAGUUGCUCUUUUUUUAAAUUUUUUUUUUUACUUAGCCCACUUCUUUUCCAGCUUGGUGUGCGAACUGUUGUGGCUCAGAAGGCCAACUAAGCAGAAGGACAAAACUAGUGGAUUAGACUGUGCACAGGGAGUGGGGAGUGGGGAGUGGACCAAGAUAGCAGGCUCAUAUAGGCAAACAUCAUGCAGAGGGGACAGUAGGGUCCCUGUUUGAGACCCCUUCUCUGUGGUGCUUGUUUUUUUUUUUUCCCCGCAGUCCCCUCAGUUUGGAUGGUUGAGCACAAGGGCUACUUUGAAGGAGACCACCGGUGGCUGUGGCUUGGCCGAAGCUGGCAGACUACAUGCCAGCUAUUGCUGAUUUGAAACACUUGUCCACCAAUAGAACUGCUGUAGCCUUCUUUGCUGCGGUCUCCAGUAUGGUGAGUGGAGGCAGGAGGCAUCACAGGACUGGAACUGAACCAUCAACGCUGGUGUAGCUGGUUACUUUCCAUCUUUUUUUUUUUUUCCCUGCACUGUGACGGAAUACAUUCCAGUUUUCAAGGACUUUACUCUCUGUGCUGGAAAGAAAAAACACAGCAGACAAGGUCAUUUCUUAAAAUUCAAACCCCGGAAAGAGGACUGCUGCAGGGGAGGAUGAAGCUAAGGAAACAGGUGACAGUUUGUGGAGGGGCCAUAUUCUGUGUGGCUGUGUUUUCACUGUAUCUGAUGUUGGAUCGAGUCCAACAUGACCCUGCAAGGCGACAGAGCGGCGGGAACUUUCCUCGGAGCCAAAUCUCCGUCCUGCAGAACCGGAUAGAGCAGCUGGAGCAGCUCCUGGAGGAAAACCACCAAAUCAUCAGCCACAUAAAGGACUCUGUGAUGGAGCUCACAGACACAGGAGCUGUGUCUCCCAGCGGCCACCUGCCUUUCAGAAGUGCCAAUGGUUCCUGGGUCCUACCCUUUGAUGGCCGUCCCACUUUCCUCGCUGUUAAACCCCAGGAUUGCCAAUUUGCUGUGGGCAGCCGUGGUCAAACAGACGUUCAGAUGCUGGAUGUGUACUCUCUCCUCAAGUUUGAUAACCCAGAUGGGGGUGUGUGGAAACAGGGUUUUGACAUUACCUAUGAACCUGAAGAUUGGGACAAUGAACCGCUCCAAGUAUUUGUGGUGCCCCACUCUCACAAUGAUCCAGGUUGGAUCAAGACUUUCGACAAGUACUUCACAGACCAGACGCAACACAUUUUAAACAACAUGGUGGUGAAGCUGGCAGAGGAUCCUCGCAGGAAGUUCAUCUGGUCUGAGAUUUCUUUCUUCUCCAAGUGGUGGGAGAGUGCAGACAUACCCAAGCAGGAGGCGAUGCGCAAACUGAUCCUUGGAGGCCAACUGGAGAUUGUGACAGGCGGAUGGGUGAUGACUGAUGAAGCUAACGUUCACUACUUUGCUAUGAUAGACCAGCUCAUUGAAGGGCAUCAGUGGCUGGAGAGGAAUAUCGGUAUAACUCCCCGCAGCGGGUGGGCGGUGGACCCUUUCGGCCACAGCGCUACAAUGCCCUAUCUGCUGAAGAGAGCCAACCUGACCAGCAUGCUCAUUCAGCGGGUCCACUACUCCAUCAAGAAACACUUUGCCUCCACCCGCAGCCUGGAGUUUAUGUGGAGGCAGAUCUGGGACACUGGAUCCAGCACAGACAUGUUUUGCCACAUGAUGCCGUUCUACAGCUACGAUGUGCCUCACACCUGCGGGCCUGACCCCAAGAUCUGCUGCCAGUUUGAUUUCAAGAGGUUACCUGGUGGUCGGAUAAACUGUCCCUGGAAGGUGCCGCCGAAACCAGUGGUGGAGGCCAACGUAGCAGAGAGGGCAAACCUGCUUUUGGAUCAGUAUCGCAAAAAGUCCAAACUCUACCGCAGCAAGGUGCUUCUCGUACCCCUGGGAGAUGACUUCCGUUACGACAAGGCCCUGGAGUGGGAUCAGCAGUACCUCAACUACCAGAAACUCUUUGACUACAUGAACUCUCACCCAGAGCUGCACGUACAAGCUCAGUUUGGGACUCUCACCGACUACUUCAGCGCUGUAUACAAAGCGAACGGAGUGGUCGAAGGAGCCAGACCUGCAGACUUCCCGGUGCUUAGUGGAGAUUUCUUUGCCUAUGCGGACCGUGAAGACCAUUACUGGACCGGCUAUUUCACCUCUCGGCCUUUUUACAAGAGCCUGGACCGAGUUAUUGAGUCACACCUCAGGGGUGCAGAGAUCCUCUACAGCCUUGCCGUUGCAAAUGCCCGUCAUGCUGGCAUGGAAGGGCGCUACCCGGUCUCAGACUAUGCUCUGCUCGUCGAUGCCAGGCGGUCUGUGGCCCUCUUCCAACACCAUGAUGCCAUCACCGGCACUGCUAAGGAGAAUGUUGUUGUUGAUUAUGGCACCAGAUUACUGCGUUCGCUUAUCGGUCUGAAGAGAGUGAUAAUCAACGCUGCUCAUUUCCUGGUGAUGAAGAACAAAGAGUUUUAUCGCUUUUAUCAGACAGAGCCAUUCCUGGAAACGGAUGACAGGCGUGCUACACAAGACUCCCUGCCUCAGCGCACUUUAAUCGAGCUGGACCCAGCAGGACCCAGGUACGUGGUUCUGUUCAACCCCAUCGAGCAGGAGCGGCUGUGUGCUGUGACUGUGUUGGUCAACACCGUGAGGGUGCGAGUGCUCACAGAGGACGGACAGACCGUCCCCGUGCAGCUGAGCGCUCAGUGGAGCUCUGCAAGUCAGAUGAGCGCUGAGGUAUUUGAGGCAACGUUCAUGGUCCGCCUGCCCCCACUUGGCCUAGCUGUCUUCCAUGUCUACGAUGCUCCUGACUCGCCCAUGACACUCCGCUCCGACACUCUGCUCAGGCUGUCCGGUCGAGGUGUCACUGCCCGAACUGGGGAUCCGCUCCCGGUCCGCUCCCAGCAGUCCGACCCUCAGACCUUCUACAUCAGCAGUCAGUCUCUCACUCUGGGAUUCUCUGGAACCACUGGCCUGCUGGAGAGUAUCAAGCGUAAAGAUGAUCCCCAGGAACUGAAGGUUCAGAUGCAGUUCAUGGUUUACGGCACUCGUCCCUCCAAAGACAAAAGUGGAGCGUACCUCUUUCUACCUGACGGGAAAGCGAAGCCUUACAACCAGAAGGAGCCUCCCGUGGUGCGUGUGGUGGAGGGGCCUCUCUUCUCGGAGGUGGUGGCACACUACCAGCACUUUCAGCAGACCAUUCGCAUAUACAACGUGCCAGGUGUGGAUGGGUUGUCUAUAGACAUCAGCACCAUGGUGGACAUCAGGGAUCAGACCAAUAAGGAGCUGGCUAUGAGACUCACAACAGACAUCCAGAGUGGGGGGAUCUUUUACACAGAUCUCAACGGCUUCCAGAUGCAGCCUCGUCACAACCACUUAAAGCUCCCCCUGCAGGCCAACUUCUACCCCAUGCCCAGCCAGGCGUACAUCCAGGACAGCAAUCACCGCCUCACUCUGCACACAGCGCAGUCUCUGGGCGUCAGCAGCCUGGAGAAUGGCCAGCUUGAAGUGAUUAUGGACCGGCGGCUGAUGCAGGAUGAUAACCGCGGGCUGGGUCAAGGCCUGAAGGACAACAAAAAGACUGCCAACCGCUUCCGCCUGCUGCUGGAGACGAGAUCCAUGGGCAACAAGAUGCAUGACACAGCAACAACCAGCUUCCCGUCAAUACUCAGUCACAUGACCAACGCCUUCCUAAACCACGAGGUGCUACCGCUGCCCGUCCUGCCCAAAAGACGCGGGAUCCCUCCUCUACAAACCUUCACUCCUCUCAAGUCCAUCAUGCCCUGCGACCUCCACCUGCUUAACCUGCGCAGCAUCCAGAGCCAGCAGGACCCCCUCUCUCCUUCGCCAUACACAGCUUUGAUUCUUCACCGUCUGGGCCUGGACUGCGGCCUGGAGGCUCAGAACCUGGGCUUCAACUGCACCACCACACAGGGACAGCUGAGCAUAUCCAGCCUUUUCAAGAACCUGGACCUGCAGCUGCUGCAGCCCGUCUCCCUGACUCUAAUGCAUUCCAGUGCGCCUCUGGCCAACGACUCCACCAUCAGCCUGGACCCUAUGGAGAUCUCCGCCUUCAAGCUCAAGCUGCGCUAAAAAAGCCGUCCUCACGUGACAGAAGCAAUAACAACCAAAGACGGCCACAGACUGGGCGGCAGAGAGGGCCGUGUCUCUCUGUUUUUGUCGAGCAGAACCACAUUCACUUCAGCGCCGGGAGAGGACGGUUCCACUGUAACAGGACUGACUGCACAGCAGGGGGCAGGCCAUAGCUGUUACUGUGGAUGUCUCUGAGAGCAGCGAAAUACUAGAACUCGCUGGGAAACAAGAAAGACUACCAGGAUCAGACAACAGCCGGGAGAAUCUCUCUGUAAUCAAAAUGAAAUCUCAUUUAGUUCUGCUUUGUAAGAACUCAUUUUCUAUCUCUGCUCCAUCCUUGACUGAACUACUGAAUGUAAAUAUAUCCAAAAUGACCUAAGGAGAGGGGGCUGGGACUCGUGCCACAUCAGAGUGCAAUUUACAAAGCUUUAUUUGGUGAAUGAGUUUUUAAUUUUCUAUGUACACAGUGAAGAAGACACAUCACAGUGAUUAUUCUUUUUUUUUUUGUACUUGACUGCAAUUUAUUUUGUUCCCGACAGACUCGAAUGCAGCAAAGAGAAUGUGUUCUCUCUUCAUCUCAACCCGCCAUGCUGCAGCUCUUAAAGCUUAUGAUGUCCGAGUCCAAGAGUCUCACGUCAGUCACUGUGCGAUACAAAAUGCGGUCACUUCUCAUGUCAGACGACUGUUUACCUUCUGUUUGUAGAUACUUGACACUUUCUUUCACUUCUCUUCCUCCCCGAGCCUCGUCUCCGCUGAUGAGAAGCCUGUGGAGGAGGAAUCCGUGCAUUUCAAAGCUCCUGUCAGUCAUUCCUGUGCUCGUACUUCACUGCUGAGAGUUUGGCUGUGUUUACCACGCUGUAUGCAGUAGAAGAGUAGACAAAGACUAUACCUCAUUUAUUCCACACGGCAGAUAUAUCAGUGUGUGUGUGUGUGUGUGUGUGUGUGUGUGUGUGUGUGUGUGUGUGUGUGUGUGUGUGUGUGUGUGUGUGUGUGUGUGUGUGGCUGUAUGGCUGUAUGUGUGUAGAGUAUGUUGAUGUGAAUACUUGGUGAGAUUACAGUGUGCACUAUCAGGGACCAUUCACAGCACUGUUAGGUCUCAUAUGUUAGUCCGGGUGUGUUUGUGGAAAGCAGUGGGUCAUAUCAUGUCUGGAGGAAGGGUGCUUUGGAAGAGGAGAAUGAGUUUUUUCAUCUUAAAUAAAAAAAUGACACAUUUACGUCAGUGGUAAAGUGGAAAAGGGAGAGUUGCAGAAAGAUCUGAUUUUUUAGAAGUCUGCCUUGAGCUGUUUGCUUACAUAAUUGAUCAACCCUUGUUAAAAAAUGUCAAAAAUACUGACAUAGCUGCGGGCUAUUAAUGAAAUCUCAAAUGUGUUCAACCACAAAGACGCACACUCAUUUGAUGAGCAGAAAUCUUUAAAAAAAAACAGUUGAAAUGACUUAAGUCGCUGUCAAUUUUCUUUCUUUUGGUUUCAGCACUUUAUCAUCUCUUAGAUUUCUGCCAACAUCCUCAUUCAAUAAAUCUAAAUGGAAUACGAAUGUUGUGCUCAUUGCAGUUAUGUUUCGCCCCCCAAUUUGAAAUAUUUGACUCAACUUGUGGUGAGAAGCAGUCAUGAAGUUGACAUUUUGGUUCCUAUUCUGAGAAGAUUUUGAGUGUGUGGAUGAAAAAGGUGGAAAAAAAAAAAAUCAAAAGAUGAAGUAUUCUCAGCCAGGAGAUGUACAAAAAAAGAAGUUCUAUUUUGGGUGUGAAGUUAAGGUUUCUUUCAUCAGACAAUGUGUUCCACAAAAAAGCAGCACAUAAUGAAAAUCAUGCUCCAAUGCAAACAAACCAAGAAAUACAUUGUCUGCUCAUGUGCAAUCAGCAACUUCUUCCCAAAGUACCAGGUUGCAUUAUUUCCUGCACAUAUGAGACAGUGAAGUAUGUUAAAGUCCUGUGUGUUAGCAGUUAAAACACUUUGUAAUUGGGACACAGCAUUAGAGUGUGCGUGUGAAAACUGUGGGUGGGACGGUGUUUCUGGAAGGAGAUGUUGCUGUUAAAUUUUUUAGAUGUAAUUUUUAAAAAAGCUGCGAGCGCUUUGAGUCAAACUCUAUUCAUCUCCAUCGGUGGUAAGAAAUCUCCAGAGAGCGAUUUCUCAAAAAGCUCAACACAUGAAACGAAAACUGUCUGCGCUUCAAGACACGACUAAAUUACUUGAGAGAGAAAAAUGUGUUAAUUUGGGUGAAAUGGACGUUUUUAUGAAGAUAUUGAAUCAAGACCGUCACAGGGCUGCCCAGUUUCUUCAAAUGGAGACUUUUUUUUUCCUAUUAAAGCUCCACAGUGCUUCUUCCCCUGAGGCAUUUCCCUUCUUUUUUUUUUGUAUUGGUGGCGCGUCUGUGGAGGAUGUUGUCAUCUGUGUCCAAAGCUGAGGCUGGACUCCUCACAGCAUCACCUGUGUCACACUUUGUGCUGCACCACCGUCCUUCCCCCCACUGUGUCCCUUCACUUGUACCCCUGAUCUGCUUCAUUCUCCACGAAGCCUCCCGCUGCUCCGAUACUCUCCUUCCAUCUAGAAUCCAAAGUUUAAUAAAUUCUCUUUCACAUCCUCUUUCAGUAUCCCUGCAAAGCUGGAGUUGACUGCUUCUCAACUUGUACUUCGCCCUGUCGUCUCAUGACCGUGCCAUGACCUCCUGUCCCUCCUUCUCUGUGUCUGAGUCUGUAUUUUUGUCUUUUACUUUUUUUUUUUUAAAUGUGAUAUCUGUGUAGCGCUGUCUCUGUUUGUUCAGAGGUAAUAUAUGAAGACGAGGUCUGGCCUGUAUUUGCUAAUUCAUGAAGGAUUAAAGCUGCAGGGGAACAGGAGAGAUGAAUAAAAAUUUACUUUAUCUUAAA